Messenger RNA from Phasianus colchicus (ring-necked pheasant), 20013 nucleotides. It is a transcript of the gene GALNT15, whose product is annotated as polypeptide N-acetylgalactosaminyltransferase 15. Gene Ontology annotation, cellular component: Golgi apparatus. Gene Ontology annotation, biological process: protein O-linked glycosylation. Lineage: Eukaryota; Metazoa; Chordata; Aves; Galliformes; Phasianidae. Gene Ontology annotation, molecular function: polypeptide N-acetylgalactosaminyltransferase activity. The record is from RefSeq and is a predicted model, not a curated record.
AUUUGGCAUCCUUAUGUCAGUGUUAAAAUCCUAGCAGCUGUAAAUAUUUAUUGCAGAUGAAAUAUACUCAUAUGCUCCAGCUAGCACAUUACCAUGUGAAUAAAUCUAACACUAAAUAAAUCAUGUGCACUCCAUCUUUUAUUCAGUUUAUAAAGUUCUUGCUUCUCACUCUGAGCAUUCGUAACUUAAUAAGGUUAUUCAGAAGCAGAGUGAUUCGUGGUGUGCCCUGACUUGUUUUAUAACACAGCAUUUUGCUUCUUAUAUUUCACCUCUGACAGCUUUCGUAAAGUUUUGAUUUGAUAGGAUAAGAACAGUGAGGGCAUUAGGACCAGGAGAAAGACGCACACACUGCUCUGUAUUAUGUCUGGCAAAGUGCUUCCUGACUGAGUGCUGGAGCUAUGUGUGAAGCAAAGGCAGGGACCGACUAGUUCUCAUCUGUUGAUCACAGUGAACUUGAAGUCUCAGACGGGGGAAGGCUGUCAGAUCUGCUUUCGGAGAUAAGGCACGUGAAACCAGACAGCUACGGGAAACAUUGAAGAAGCAGGAAAUACUCUGGAAGGAAACUGUUAGAAACGGGAUUUCUUUUUACCUAGAAUUUAAAAAGGAAAAACUCAAAACUUAAGCUAUUCCUUUCAUUUGCUAAACAUGCUCUUUGCUGACUGAGCCGGCACUCCGUAACAACGGACCUACUCCAUCUCACUGGAUCCAUGCUGCAUUUUACCACAUAUGUUCUUGAGGAAGAAAUGCAGAUAUGGAUCACGCAAGCUGCAGUUUCUGUUGUUGUUGCUGAUGCUGGGCUUUUUGCUGCUGAUGGUUACAAUGCUGAAUCCACCAGCCAGCAACCGGAGCAAGGACGGGACUUUCCAGCCUGUGGAGUUCAACCCCCGGGAAGGGCACCAGGUGGACUUUGCGGAGACCCAGGAGAUGCUGGAGACCCAGGAGGAGAGCCAGCAGUACUACCCCUUGGACGGGCUGUCACCGUUCAUCUCCCUGCGGGAGGAUGAGUUGAUCGCGGCCGUCGUGUCCCCCACGGGUCGAAGGAACCACAGCAAGGCCAGGAAAGGCUAUCGAGUGGUGAAGCAGCAAAGCAGGCGGCCGGAGGCGAAGGAGGGAGACCCCGAGUCCCAGCUCCUGUCCCUGCCUCUGGGGGACGGCAACGGGGCCGCAACGGGGGAGCGGCCGCUCGGCUUGGAAACCCACGGCUUUAACGAAGCGCUCAGCGAGCGGAUCUCUCUGCGCAGGGAGCUGCCUGAGGUACGACACCCGUUGUGCCUACAGCAGGAAUAUGACUCCAGCCUGCCUACUGCUAGUGUCAUCAUCUGUUUCCAUGACGAAGCCUGGUCUACUCUGCUGAGAACAGUGCACAGCAUUAUUAACACAGCCCCAAAGGCCUCCCUUAAGGAUAUCAUCCUAGUAGAUGACCUAAGCCAGCAAGGGCCCCUGAAGUCAGCCCUGAGUGAAUACAUCUCAAAGUUGGAUGGCGUGAAGCUGAUCCGGAGCAACAAGAGGCUUGGAGUCAUCCGAGGUCGGAUGCUAGGAGCUGCACGGGCAACUGGAGAUGUGCUCGUCUUCAUGGAUUCACACUGCGAAUGUCAGAAGGGCUGGCUGGAGCCACUCCUGGCCAGGCUGUCCAGCAACCGCAACAGUGUCGUCUCCCCUAUCAUAGAUGUCAUAGACUGGAAGACUUUUCAAUACUAUCACUCUAUGAGCCUGCAUCGAGGUGUUUUUGAUUGGAAACUAGAUUUUCACUGGGAACCAGUGCCAGAGCAUGAAGAGAAGGUACGACAGUCUCCCAUCAGCCCUAUCAGGAGUCCAGCAGUAGCUGGUGCAGUAGUUGCCAUGGAUCGACAUUACUUCCAAAACAUUGGAGCGUAUGAUUCUGACAUGACCAUGUGGGGAGCGGAAAAUCUAGAGCUAUCUAUAAGGACCUGGCUCUGUGGUGGCUCUGUAGAAAUCAUUCCAUGCUCCCGUGUUGGACAUGUCUAUCGAAAUCAUAUUCCCCAUGCUUUCUCCUAUGAAGAGGCCAUUGUGAGGAACAAAAUCCGAAUAGCAGAGACUUGGCUGGGUUCUUUCAAAGAGAACUUCUACAAGAAUGACACUGUGGCUUUCCUAAUCAGCAAGGCAGAGAAACCAGACUGCAGUGAGCGUCUUCAGCUACAGAAGAGACUGGGCUGUAGAAGUUUCCAGUGGUUUAUAACAAAUGUGUACCCUGAGCUCUCCCAGCCUGAAGACACACCAAGAUUAUCUGGCAAGCUUUACAAUACCGGUGCUGGCUUCUGUGCAGAUUACAGACCUGGAAGGGCCUUGGCAGAUGGCUCUAUCAAACUCUCUCCUUGCAGUAACAGCCUCACCCAGCACUUUGAAUAUAACAGCAUGAAGGAAAUCCGCCUUGGGUUUGUUCCACUGUUUUGCCUUGAUGUCAGACAUGGGAAGGUUAUCCCUCAAAACUGCACAAAGGAAGCAGAUAACAGUGAGCAGCACUGGGAUGUCCAGGAGAAUGGAAUGAUUGUCCAUGUCCUUUCUGGCAAAUGCAUAGAAGCAGUGAAAAGUGAAGAUGAGAAGGACUUGUUUUUGUCCAUAUGUAACAAGAACAGAAAUCAGCUGUGGCAAUUUGAACAUUCCCAAGGACUACAUCAGAGAUAACUGCCAGGUCUGUGGGGAGAUCAAGUCUCCAAAAUCUAGCAUUACUUCUUGUUGGGAUUCAAGAUAUGAACGUUUACUACAAAGAAAAUAAAGAUGUUUGUGUUUGCUGUAAUAUACAAGGAAGCUAGGAAGGUCCUCCUUCAAAAGCCUGGCUCAAAUGGUUGCUGCUGGUUCCUGGCUUUUCAGCUCUAGCUAAAAUUUCCAUUAUUCUGUAUAAAGGGAAUAAAGAUACUGUGAGCAUCAAUUGGUUUUCAACUCUGCUACUGCAGAAAACAGUUCAGUUUACCAUUUGAAGGAAAUGUGGGAAACUGGUUGCCAGACAGCUUGUCUUCCAGCCUAUUCUGUGACAUCUGAGGAUACAGGAAAAUGAAUGUUAGGGAAACACUUGAAACUGUAAGAGGACAUCAGCCAAAUCAGGAGGGGAAUUUAAUCUAGUUGUACAGUGUGCUCGACUCAUAUGAAACAAAGUAGGUUUUAUAUGUAUUAAAGUAGUAGAUGCUUUCAUGUGUAAUAGCUAAAAUCUUGUUUCCCAGCCUGAGCCAGAUUUCUAUCACCCAUAAGACAGCACAAUCCAUAAAUUAGUACUUAAUUAGGCACUAACUGCUUUAAUUGCUUUGGAAUACCAACAGUCCGCAGAGUUUGGCACACUCUUCCUUAUAUCCUUCAUCCAGAGCCUAAUUGGAUGGGAUAACGAGACUGAAUUAUUAACUUUUUUUGUUUCAGUUUUCAUGAAAACUAAGAACAACUCUUAGAAAAACUUUUGUGGAAUAUAGAAGAAAACUAAAGUAGAUUUGAGAGUAGACUGGCAGCUCCCCUGCUUAUUGUGAAAUUGAAAGUAUAGGUGACAUUCAUUCAUUCUUAUAAAGCUUUGAGAUGAGCUCAUUAUUACUGCAAUGACAAAAGUGCUGGUUGGAAAGAGCAAAAGAAGGAAAUGUCAGGUUUCAACACUGGCUAUCUAGAAAGAAAAUACUGAUGUCUGCUUCUACUCGCUUGCUGCCCACUGUACUAAGUCUUCUACACUGUGAGUUUUAGCCAUGAAGAUCUUUUAGACUGUUGCUGUCAUGGGUCUCGCAGCUGAUCUGCAAAACGUAACAACAUGCAUAAUUUUCUAAAGAAGCUUCUUCUGUAGGGCCUGCAUCCCCAGUGACCUCUCGUCCCUCACAGAUGUGACUGAGAGUUCAUUUUAGGUAAUGAGAAUGGUUUCAGUAUGCACUAGCAAAGCAAACUUCUAUCAAUAUUUUGUCAGGGCACUUGCAAUUUUGGAGUUAAAACAAAUAAUGAUGACAAUUUCCAAGAGCCUUGUAGGACAGAAGAAUGAAGAUCUGGGAGUUUUCCCAUGUCGGCUCCACACCUGAUUUAUUGCAUAAAGCAAUCAUAUAUACACAUAUUUAUUAAGGGGAAAGGACAUUGUAAAUGAAAUCUGAUGUUGAUUUUUUUUCAGGAGACGGAAAGAAAAUUGCUUUCUUAUAAAAUGCACAGCAUAUUGUGUGAGCUUCAGACAAAGGAAGGAACAAUACUCAGCUUAGAGUAUUCCAGUCACCGGCUCUUGGUUAACCAUAAUACUUUUGUUUCAAGCAUACAAAAUUGACUACAACAGAAGACAUGAGCAGCAUCCUGUGUGAUGUUGUCCAAAAAAUUCCCCACUGAGGUCCUUGCUUGGUUUGAGUACUGCAGUUUCCACAUCAUGUUCAGGCACCACUCCAGCUACUCUAAUUACCACUUACGCUUUCUUUGAUAGCAUCAGAACCCAAUGCCAUUUGCUGCUAUGUCAUUUAAAAUUCCCCAUGACACUCUUGAAGACGCUUCAGUUUUUAACUGAAAGGAUGGUAACAGAACAACAAGUGAUAUAUAAUCACUGCCAGAUCUAUGGUGAGAAAAGACACUCUUUAAAAUCACAGAAAAGUUGAGUGAAAUGCUGUUUUAAUGAAAUGUGAUUCCUUUUUUUUUUUUUUUUAAUUAUCACAGAUUUUUUAAUUAUGUGUUAUUUAUUCUAUUUUGGACUCUACACUGGGAAUGUCAUUCCUUCAGCAUUUUGCUUCGUGUUUCAAAAGUAUUUGUACAAAUAUAACUGAUCACAAGUGGGAUUUAUCAUCAUGAGAAUGAAAAUAUUUUUGUUUAGAGAGGAAAAGUUUGGAAUAAAAUUUAAAAGCUGUGGAGAUCCUCAUCUAAUACUACUUUUUAAGAGAAUUAUAAAACCCUAGAAAAUAACGUUUGCUGUAGAUAUGUGUACAAUAGAAAAAUGUUACAUCAUAUCUCUUCCAACAAUAAAAUUAAAACAUAUUGUUCCAAAUGAUUUAAUGAAUAAUUACUACUAUACUUGCUGUGUUUAGUAACACAGUACAUGUAUGUUUGGUUUCCAAGGGGACUGCACUUCAGAGCACGUGACAGAAAGGAGCUACUGCAUGGUCCAAAAGGUCUCUGUAUGGGGACAGCAAAGGGAGAGGGCUUGUGGGCAAUAUAACACAGAACACUUCCCUCUAAUAUAAACAUAACCUUUUAUCACACCCACACACACACACACAGACCAACAAAACAAAACAAAGAGAAAACAUCUAUCUCCUGUUUUGCCUGCUUUCCUUCCUGUAUGCUUUUUAGAUUGGUUGGUUGGUUGUACCAACACCAUUUUCCCAUGGUGGCCAUUUACUUUGCCUCUUUUGUCACAUCUAUGAACUAGAUCCUUCUCCUCAAGUAGGUUUCACAGAGAGUUCAAUAAAAGGUCUCUGUUCUGGGUGCCAGUUUAUUUUCUUCAGUCCUGCAUGUUUUUCAUACAACAUAAACAGGAAGCAAUGCUUCGAGCAUCACAAAACAUGGAACUACUUUUAGCUCCUUAUUUAGACAGAGACAACAUUUCAGGUUCCUCUAAUUCCCACUGACAGGAGAGAAAUGUAAUAACAAAAUGUUUCAGGCAAAAUGGCAUAGAAGCGUUAACUCCCAAGACCUCUGCAGUAGAGCCUCAGGCAAGAGCAAAGGAAUUCCAGCAUAAGAGGAACAAAUGCCGUGUAUUCCAACCCUAUCUUUUCUUUGAAUUUGGCAACACAGGAAUAAUGAACACUUUGAGCCAAACCCACCCACGAAGAUGAGUUAAAAGGUCAGAUUAAAGGACAGGUCACCUUCCGUCUGAUGAUGUUUAGUAAGUAGUCAGGUUUAUGCCUCUUCCAGCUAAUUGGAAAUAGAAUAUAAAGGCCUGAAGUAUUACUUCACUUACUUUAAAACAAAGACCCAGUGAUGCAGUCAGUACCAGCAGGAGCCUGGGGUUCAUCCUGGUAGCUGAGGUGUCACCACUAGCAUGGAGAAAUGGAACUGCAGCAUUUUAAUACUCACAUUAACCUCAAGUUUGAACAAGGGGAUGAACAGAGCAGCCUCUAUGCCAAAUCCAUUAGUACAGAACUGAUCAGGGCAUCUCUCAGUCCAUGUGCAAGUGCCUCCAGGUCCUUUGUGACUACAGAUUUCUCCAGGAUGGAACGGGGCUAUGAUGAGGCAAUCAAGACAGCAGCCCACUUUUCUUUUCAUGACAUCUGGACAGUGAAGUGAGUGACAGCUUUCUGUUUCCUUUUUUGCACCUUGUAUCUCUUUUUAUCUCCAGCAGUUUGAUCCAGAUUAUAAAGAUACUGGAGACUCUUAUACAAGAGAGUCAAAAAAGAGCAUUUGCAAAUAUUCACAACUUCUCAACUUACAUUUUUAAUCUAUGCAAACUGCACUGUUUCUGCCCCCAAUAAAGCAUACCAGCAUACAGUGAAAUGUUUUGUUUCUAUUCCUCUUCAUUAUGAUAUAAUUGAUAAAUGCCUCUUUUUCCUUGCACAGCACAAUGCUGGUCUGCAGAUAAGCCUCAAGUGACAAUGCUUUCAGUUAGCCACCAUUUAAUGGUCUUAAAGAAAUCCACCAACAUCUUAGAGGGAGCCGAUUUUACAGUCCUUUGCCAUCAUUUCUGUGAGUUGCAGGGGAAGAACUGGAAUAGAACUGCAGGAGAGUAGAAACUCUGCAAAGUGCAAUCACUGACACACCAUCUGCACUGCUUACAGGUGCUCUGCCACCAGGUGCUUUGGAAUGGAGUACUGCUGAAACAACCUGCCUACGUGAUAGGAGGCACAGCACUUUUGCUACCUUUCUAGCUACAAACGGUGGAUUUUAUAAAACAGCAGCUCACUUGUAGAUUGUUAUGCACAAGACACAGCAGAAUUCUGAUGACAGAGAACAGAUACAAGUGUCAAGAUUGUUAGUGAAGUUCUUUCUUUUGGCUUGAACCUAAGUGAUGCACAGAUCAACCUAAAAGCUGAAUGCAUCAUUCAGUUUCUAAGGAGCUGCACUAUGAACUUUGUUGAAGUCCAUGACAUUUGAUAAUACCACCAUGAUGUUUAUUUUCACUGGAGCUAAGUUUGUGUUACAAAUUCAGAUUAUGAAAAUAAUCAUUGUUUUAAAAUGUGCGUUAUAUAGAACUACUGUAACCUAAUUUGUAUACUUUUUUCAGAAGAUUGUUAACAUAGAUCUCCAUUCUUUGCCAUUUUUUUAUGACUUUCUCAGUCUUACCGACUGAUAAGAAUUAAUCUAAUAAUGUUCUUUAUGUUGUUAUAGGCACAAAUGAGUUAUAAGGGAUUCCAUCCUUUGGUUUUAAGUUUUUCAAAGCAUUUAUUUCUCAGCUUUUUAACUUAAUAUCCUAUUAACGUUUAAACUGUUUUUUACAGUCUUUUUCUCAUCGUUUUGAUUUGACAUUGACAUGAAAAAUUUCAGCACGGAUAUGAAAGAAAAUCAAACAGCAUUUUGAUGCAUCAGUUCAUUUCUAAAGAUUCCGAACAUCAGAUAUAAAAACCUGAGUACAAACCACUGGGAAGCUGCUUCAAGCACAAUCUAUCUUGUCAAUCACUCUUUGUACAUAUGGUUUGGGAUUACUGAACAAACCAAAAGCUGUAGAUAAAUCAAAAUGUUUUAUGUGAUAUAUUGCGUUAACGCCUUCCUCUUUUUCUGUCCUUUUUAUUAGCCUCCAUUGCAUGGAAAUGUUUAGAAAUCAAAAGCCAAGCAGCAAACAGACAGCCAGUUUCAUAAUCAGAGUAUUUCAAGUGGGCAGAUGCAUCAUGUCGAUUAAAAAUAAGGCUUAUAGAAAAAGCCUCAUUGACCAAGUUGUCUAUCUCAUACACAGGCUUUUUGUUUCCUUCUCUCAUUCGCAUGUAUGUCACACCCCUGGAAAACAUCUCAUCUGGGGAGCCAAGAGCUCCUUUAAUUUACCAAUCAGUCAACAGAAUCUGAAACAUCACUUAUCUGACUGAGCAAUGAGCACUUGUGCUUAUGGAGCCUACAGAGCUUCACUCAUCACAUGCUGCCUCAGCAAGCCCACAGACUGUAGCAGAAGUCCCUUCUUCAAGGCAGUUUUCCAUUGAUUCCUUUCCAUGCAGAAGCAAAGCAAGCACCAGUUUCUUAGUGGAACAAGCCUUGAUCAGUCAGUAAUGCCUGUAUAGAUAGGCACACACACAGAGCCUUAAGAACAGAGGCUGAUGCUGAUGCUACGGAAAUAACUUCUGAGUUUUACUUAAACAAUGGACUGUCUGAGCGCCAGCUCCUGCUCUUGGAACUGCCUCGUGAGUGCGGCCAGAACUGUACUCUUAAGGCUCCCAGUGCCAAGAACAACUCUUAUAUCGGUGAUGAGAGGGAAGGAUGAAAUAAAAUAGGUCUUGAACCUGAAAAAUAACUUGAUAAGCAAAGUGAGUACAAUGAGAGUAUAACUUGUAAUUACAAGAAAAUAGCAUCUUUUCUGAAAAACAUUUUCAACAUUUUCAUCCAACAUUAAACAUUGUAACACAAUGCUGAGGCUUGGCAGAGGAUGGCAGUUCCUUUUGCAGAGCUUCCAUGGUCUCUGAGUUCAGUUUGGUUUCAGUACGGAACAAGAACCAGAUUCCUUUGCAAAGAGGAGCAGAACUGGGAUUCUCACUGGAGGUGCAAUGAGAGGUGGCCACAUUGCCUACAGCCUGCUGCCAGGCUCUGUCUCCUUCUUGGUCCAUCAUAGGGAAGAACAUUUGCCUCUGGGAUGUUUUGCUUUCAACAAGCAGGCAAAUCUUGAUAAAACUUGGUUUGCUUGAAUUUUCUUAGCUAGCUCAAUUGAAAUUGUUGGUAACAAUUGCGUGCCAGCAAAGACUGCAGGCUCAGCAGAAAGAGGAAAAUCAAUAUUCAUUUUAUGAGAGGGAGAAAUAACCGAGGGAAGUAGAAAAUGAGAAAAGCUGAAUUCAAUUUCAGCUUCCAAGUACAUCCAUCUAUUGAUUUUACAGCACUGGAGGACAGCAGAAGAGCCCAGCAAGGCCUCAACUAUAAGAGCAAUCCUAGGUUUGUGUUGCAAAUGCUGGCUCCUGCUGCAGUGCCUGGCGGCGAAAGCUUUUCUCUACGUUUUCAUGUGUUCAGGCCAUAUGUACUUUCCUUUGUUCUCCCUGGCACCUGGAGUGAUUUCCAUUCUCCCAGUUUGCAAAAGCAAGCUCUGAAGGGGAAAGGACAAAGCAGGAGCUGGGGGAUUAAGGACCCAGAACCAACUCCCCAAAGCUGUUUCAGCUGAUGGCAGCAGCCCAGCUGUUUAAUACCUUGGCAUAUGAUUCCCUCCCUGUUUUCCAUAUCACUUCACUUAUCAGGAAGACUUGGGUAGCCCCAGAGCUUGCCUCAGCAGCUCCUACACAGAGGGUUAUGUCACGCAUAUGGGCAGCAUGACAAAUUGUCAGUGCUCUGCUGAGAUGUGAGAAAAGCCCACCUCACCUCCUCUGGAUGUGGCAGGAAGGCAUGAUAACUACUCACUGGAAGCUGAGUUGAUGCUGCACCCCACAAGCUGGGUGCUGCUCCUUCAGUCUGCCCUGUGCUACUCUAUGGCUCACUGCAGGUUUGGAGAGCCAGCACUCAGGGUCACUUUGUGAGAACACACUAGAGUCAAAUACAUGUGUGUUGUGCCUGUCAUUAUUAUUUUCAGGACCUCUAGUGGCAGAAAUAACCAUUUGUAGAAAAAAUCAUAUUGGAAAGCUCUUUACACGAGAAUGAGACAUGAAAUAUCAGGAUGGCUGUGAACUCCAUCCAGCCAAGAAUGAAUAUCAAAAUGCCAUUUCUUUAAUUAACAUUUUGGGUUUUCUCCAGGAAAUUAGCUCAUCUUCCCCUUUCUUAUGCAGAGUACUGCAAAAUAACAAACUGAAAUGGAAGUCCCCAUUUGUGGAAGGAUGCUUUUUGGCCAGCCAAGGAAAACUAUUGUCACUGAUUAGGAAAGAUUAGAAAAGGCUUCCUUCCUCCCCUGUGGCACCCCAAAAACAUCCUACUGUUCUUCUGGGCACAAGUCCUCCGAAUUCAGGGCUGCUAUUGCAUAAUUCAAUGAAAGAUUAAAGUCUGCCAGGAAAACAUCCAAGACUAAAACACAUUUAUAGCUAUCAGCAAUCAUUAUUUUAUACCUGACAGUAAUCCCCUUAGCAAACAGCUAUCCUCAAUUAUUGAUCUUUCAAUACGGGCUUUGAAGGUGAGUUGUAGAUGACAGCUUUGAAUUUUCUGUUUUCCAACAGGAAUACUCUUGGCAUGAUUAUGCUGAAAGUGCAGUGCAGAUCAUGAAACCUUUCCCCUCCAGACAGCCCCUAACAACACAGCCUGCGCUCCCCUGCCUGCAGCCCUUGGCCAGAUCACUCAAGCUGGGCCAGUACCAAAAAAGCCCCCUGCAUGGAGCCCGUUCUGCCAGGCCUGCUCCUAUAUUAGGUCUCAUCAGUGCAAUUAUGUUAUUAAAGAUGUUUAAAACACACCUGCAAAAUAAAUGGUAAAACGAAUGAAAGAAAAGAUGCAGACAAAGACUACAUCCAGCAAGAACACAGGAGAGCCAUAUCCCUUUUUACUUAUUUAUUUUUGGCAGUAGAGAGAUGAACCUAAUGGAGAACACAGGAUCGGGAGGAGAAGCAGAAGGGGCAAGAUGGAGGAGGCUAUUUCUCAGGAUGAGAGUGUGCAGGUGGCCAUUUGUUCUGAGACAAGAUUUCUCUUUUUCUGUACUCCAGGAAAUGACUGGACCUUUCAAAAAUAUGCAAAAAUCCCUCUUCAAGGUUUCCAUCUCUCAUCAAGGUUCCCUCCCUGCCUUACUUGAGAAGCUCAUCUCUCACAGCUCUCUGGUUGCUGUCCACUAAACUCACUAUAAUGAAAAAACAACAGUUUCCAGCAGCAAAAUAUCUAUUCCGUGAACUGCGGACGCUCUUGGAAUUGUCAUUUUUUGGCAGUCACAAGCAAUGGAUUGCAAUAUACUACAUCUGGGGGAAAUGACAGAAAGAGUCUGCGCCAUGAAGAUCUGGAUAGUGCAAGAAUGUGCAAAAGUAAACAGAAUUUCACAGAGAUAAAACACACUUGACAGGUUUAAAGUACGGUAGUCAGCUCAGUAAGAAAAGAGAAUAUUAAAACGGAGUGGUUUCAGACAUUCUGAGGAGGAUGUCUCUUAGCAGCCACUGUGCCUCUGGACAUGGCUGCAGCUCCUGCACAUCUUGGGAAGGCAUUCUGCUCCCGGUUGGUGGUGUGCAGCUGGUCAGGAGCUCCAGGCAUGCUUAACACAGCAGUGGUGUGCUGGGGGCACCAAAUGGCAGGGCCAAAAUCCUGACCUAGUGAAGGCUGGCUCCAGACAAAUAUCCUAUGUCUUCCAUUCACUGUAAUAGAGAUCAGCUACAGCUGCUGGACAAAAUAAAUUAACACAAGGAAUGAAGCCAUAAUGUACAAAAUAUGAGAAAUUAGACUCAUUACUCACUGAAUAAAGUCUACUGAAAAAUUAAGUUUUGGAGGAACUGGAACUAUGUGGAUUGAUAUCAAGUGCCAGCCUGCACAGAAGGAUGACGCAGAGUGAGAAAUACUGUCAUAUUUUAUACUGACAUCUUGAGAAUGAAAUUAUUCACUUUACGCUGAAGUGGCUCAGCUGACACUUCUGCACCAAAAUGAGUUUUAUGAAUUCAACGUUCCUUCCCUUCUCUCCUCCCUAUUUUUCAGUUCAGCAAGACACAAAUAAUAAAUGAAAUGGACACAUCUCAUUACCAGCAGUACUUCCAAAAGGGCACUGCUCAGGACAGCAGCACUCACAGAUCAGAGCUUUGUCUGUGCUUUUGCCCACCCCAAGCCCACAUGUGAAUGAGGCUGCAAUGCACUUGCCCAACCUCAGCUUUCGGCUGACCAAGUAAAGCAGCAACCUGAGACAGGCUGAAAUAUUAAUGAGAGAUAGCUGUGAAGGGCAAAAAACCCAGAAAAUUAUUUACUGUACAUGGCCUUUAUUCUCUCUUCGUUGUGUAAUUCAUUUAAAUUCUGCCCUUUCGUUCAGUGAAGUCAACGCCACCAAAGCAGACCAGGUUACUCCACACUUACACUGCUGUGCAGGAUCUGCCCUGGAGUGUUCUUCAGAAAGCAUUUUACAUGAGCUGCAUCUCCCAGGGCUCCGUGUGCCUGCAGCUCCCAAUACCCCCCAGCCACCCUGAUCCUCAAAAGCUGCCCUUGCAAGGCAAUCCACAUUAUGGUUACAGAUCUAUUACAAUAAUUUCUCAUUUGCCAGGUUGAUUAACCUGUCAGAAAUGAAUCUCUGUCUUCAGAACCUUAUUUUUGCAAGUGUUUUUGGUAUAAAUGCCUUUACUGUACAAAAAUGAACUAGACAAAAUGUGCAGACGCUUUAUUUGGCGUGGAAAGAAACCAAGGACACGGCCUGGCCCUGUUAUGGUUGCAAAAAUAAAAGAAGUAUGGGGAACUUGGCCUUCCUAAGUGGAAACUCUCCAUUUGGGUGGCCUUGCUGCAAUCUGUGUGGGACUGGCAGUCAUUGUCUCUGAAUGAAGAGGCUGGCUUAACCUGGAAUGCUAUCAAAUCCUCCCUUCCUAAGAUCUUUCAUUUGGCAGAGGUACUGACAGAAAUUCUCUGGCUGAGAAAGCACAAUCAAAUCCUGUUAUGCAUAAUAUCUUGAGAAGGGGUCCAUUAGUCUAAAACACUGUGUAAGUUUGACUGUGGUUGUUUAAUGUUUUCUCCAGUUGCUGAUUUAUUUGAAUUCUCUUUCAGACAAAAAUCCCAGCCUUGAAAUAUCUAUCAAUGAGGAAAAAAGAAAGAAAGAAAAAAAGGAUUUGCAAGAAUCAGAGAGUUUUGAAAGGACCAGAUUAAAUUAUUCCAUAGUACAACUCCUAUACAUCGUCCUCCAUUUGCUCAAUGCAGCAGGGAUAACCACAGCUCAAACCAUGAGGUUACUGGUUGGUUUACUGGGCAAGGAACAAGGUCAGAGACUGGUGCCUGGUACAAACAGCUGGAGUGGGGAGAAAAACCCUCCUGGUAUAAGAAAGAAGGGAUGGGCCCUGUAUCAGCAUAUCCUUCCAGACUGCCAUGUGCUCAGUGUGUGCACAGCAAUGACUUACGUACCAGCGGACUCCCACACUCACCCUUUCUUCCACAACAAAACCUGUGCUUUGGAUGGCAAGGCAGCCUGCAGUGCAGCUGCUGAAGCAAAGCCACAGAAACAUAUUUUGAUGCCCAAGGCAGGAUGCCAGUUCUGUGUGCCGUCACCUGCUUUCCCUUGUGCCUUAUGUCAAGGGGCAUUAAAAACACAGUUUUGCUUCCAGUUAACAGCAGGGCUUGAACUUUAUGAACCACCCUUGGCAGGGAGCAUGCUCUGCUCCUUCCCACAUACUUUCCACCAUCCUACAAUGAAGGCUUGCAUUUGCUUGUACACAUCCUGCUGAGAGCCAUCCCAGCUUUGGGAAUUUUGCUGUUUGUCUCACCAGCAACGGAUUGAGUUCCUGACUGCAGCUUUUACUUGCCCAAGGAAAACCUGCAGGCUCUGACUCCCGGCUGUUUGCAAAGCCUGUCAAAAGCUAUCUGUGUAUAGAGACUGCAACAGCGAAUACCACAUUUAAGGCUAAAAGGCAAUUCUAUGCCAAGCUCAUUCUAGGUCACUAACUUCCUAAGGGCAUUCUUCCAAGAAAUAGUUUUAUCUUGAGUAGUUCUGCCAGCCGAGAGAGACUGUGAGUUGCAAUUAACCCCUUCUUCAAAAGAAAGAGCAAGAAUUAUCCACUUCUUGACAUUCACCAUUCGUUACUCAUUCAUAAUAAGACAAUUUCUUUUCAGAACGGUAUUAAAAUAUAGUUACAAGGUAGUAGUGCCUUCAAAUGGGAAAAAAAAAAAUCUUCAUCUUUUCAAAAAUGAUGGUUUUAUAUGUGCAUCUUGGGCAGUACAUAUUCCUUUUAUAAAAGUAUGAGAUUAAAAAUAAAGUCACACUAAAACCCACCAUCAACUCCAUUCGAAAGCUUUAUUGUGUGGAAAAUAUAGAUACUCAUCAGGAGAGUCACUGCAGGAAAGACAGGGAAAUCUAAAAGGUACACAGAUGGGGCUUUGAAGAAAGAGCAGAAGCCACAUACAAAAUGCAAUAUGACUAUUUAAAUGUUUGGAGGAGAACAGCAUUAACCAGGCUCAACCAGUCCUACCAAAACACAUGGAGUUUGCACACCUUCAUCAGCCACUACCAGGAAACUGCAGCAGAAAGACACCUCAGGUCUGAGCUGAUGACACUUGAAUCAGGACACCCUGCCUUCUUCUAAAACAUGCUUGGGUCAUCAACAAGAGCACACAGGAGAAAAUCACGGUUUCUCUGAGCUUAGAUUCUAAAAAGGCUUUUGCUUUAGUUAAAUGUUAACUUUAAGACAUCAGACUAGUGCUCAGGAAGAGUCCAAAAAGAAUUCUAACAUUAAGUAUUUUUGGAAAGUGGAGAACAGAGCAGAAAACAAACAGCAUCAUGCCAAUGUACACACGAUUCACUGAUCUCCCUUCCUCUCAAAAACAAUGUGGGAGAGCUGGGCAGUGUUCUGAGAAGGGCAACAGAGCACAGAAUAGCUCCUGUGUGGAGAGUGGCUGAGUAGACAAAGACCUUACAGACUCAAUGCAGAAAUGACUAUGGGGAAAUAAAUGACUUCAAAUUAACCAGUGAGCAAUGGGUUAAAAAGAAAUGAAAAGAAAUGGUCCUCCUCACAAAGUGUCCCUAAGCUGGGUAAUUCCUUUCCAUUAGAUGCAGUGGAUAAUUAAUUGUGACACAGAUUCAAGAAGUGCUUAAGAUAACUUAUGGGAAUAUAUAUAUUUUUUAUGCUAUUAAAUAUUAGUGUAUUGAUCUCAAGAAGUCCACAACUUAAAACAAGCAUGGUAGGGUAUUCUGGGGAAACGCCACCAAAUGAGGGAGAGCAGUGCUGGGGAUGGGAUACUGGGCUAAGCAGACCCUUCCUCUUCCUUAGGACAGCAAAUUCUCCUGCUGAUGUCACCACUCAUUUCAGCCCUCAAGACAAACAUUCUUUAUUGCCUCAGAUACAGCAAACCAAUCGGUGGUUUGUCUGUACCUCUGUCUCCAGAUGGUUUCCUAUCUAAAUGAAGAGUCAGAUUGUCUUUUCCAGGCUAAGGGAUGCACACCAGCAUCCAUCACUGUGAUGAUACCAGAGCAAGGCACUGGAGCUCACAGAAGCCUCUCUAUGAUAUGAAAGCAAACUCAACUGUAUUCUACCAUUAUGAUAAAAGAGGAAAGGGUUCAUAGCUCAAUACUAUCUAAAGGAUUCAAUUAAUACCAGAAGAUGUUUGAAGCAGCUUUGCACAUGUAUAGACUUUCCCCAGGCUUAUGGUCAGAGAUCUGCAGAAGUGAGACCUGUUAAGCAGUAACUAUUCCAACGUGGGUUUUUUUUGUUUUUUUUUAAAUCCUCCCUUGAAAAAUGUGGGUUUUUUUCCUAGGGAAUGUGAAAUAGUUGUUAUUCCUCAGAUUACACCAGAAAACCUGCACUCUGUGUAAACACCACAGGACUACACACAAAAGAUAAUGCUAGAAAAUGCUGCAGAUAUUUAUACAUCUAGCAGGAUGGAGUCAAUUUUACUUCAAAUAAGGAAUGUGUCAACUUGUAGUCCUGGACAAAUAAGAAAACAACAACAGAGGACAAAGUAAAAACAUUUGUCAGUGGAACAGAAAGAGCCUAAAAAGGGCAUCACAGGAGUGACGUGUGGACCAGCAUCCUGCCAGCUCCUGCUGCUUUUACCCCAAGCCUUGCGAUAGCUGGAUCUUUCCCUAAAACAGCAGUUUCAGCAUUCAAACAAUCUGGUAAGAAUCUUAACUCUGACUAAGAAUUGAAAAAUCAUCACCAAACAACAAAAAGAGAAAUCUUGGUAGCAAAAUGAAAAUACAAUCCCUAAAAGCUUCAAUUCCAGAGAAUGAGCUUAAAAACGUUUUUAAAAAUUGUGAUUGUAAGCCUAACUUAGGAUCACUAGGGGCCUUACUCAUCAAUUUUGAAAGCUUGGUUUCAGCAGCAACCAUGACCUGACUGAAAAUCUGUUAUGGAAUUGAGUCAGAGAAGACUGAAAGUUACACUGUAUUAAUGACACCACAACUGAAAAUACAGAAGAAAGCAGAAAGAUGCUGAAUUAACUAUAUAUAUGUAGGGUAAACACAAAUGAAUUAGUGCUCUGGGAAUCCAAAUUAAACUACUAGGGAAGGAAGAAAGCAGACACAUGAUCAUUUUAGCCAGCCUAGCUGUUUUACAGAAACAUUUCACAUAAGUGACCUUUAUCAGAGCUGGAGAGUCCCAAAAUUUUACUUCUCAGUUACAUAGCUGCCAACACCAAGAUCACACUUAGAAUUAUUCGCUUAGAUCAUCACGUACUAGCAGUAUUUUAAACAGGGACAAUUCUCAACAGCGGUUACAGUCACUCCUAUCAGGCUGCAUAAUGGCACUGGUGGAUGGGCAGCUGACCUUCACACAGCAUCCAGCACCUUCACGGCAAUCCCCUCAGCUGACUGCCCAGUGGCAGCUUUAAUGGCAUGGCAGUGAUUUUCCAUGACAUAGGAGGAAGCUCACGCUGGGCUGGGGAGCUGCCAAGAAUUUUGAAGAGGUGACCUGACAGGCAAACAGGUGGAAACAGGUGGAAACAGGGAUGACAAGGGGUGGGAAGAGGCGAUGACAGGUCACUUAAGUGUUUACCCUCCUGGCGAGUCCCUUUUGACCCACUUCCUGCAUGACAGCAGGUGACACUGUGAAAGCAGCUGCCCAGUUGGGCACAGCUUCUCUCAGUUGUUGCCUCUGUCACUCAAAAGGUUUGAGCAGUUCCAGGGCUGACAAGUCAGCAUCCUCAGUGUUACACAGGACCCUUUGGAUCCUCCCUGCCCCUCAUGGCUCCUCUAAGCCAUAUCUACUACAGAGAGAAAUGAAGAAAGCAGCAUUUUAAGCUACCACAAAGCAGAAUCAAAGCUAUAGCCUAAUAAAGAGAGAGCAACCCACAAGGAACUGCGUGCAGAGAAAAUAAUGGCAUACGUUUGUUUUAUUGUACUGUAACUAUCAUCACAAAUCUGAUUUGCAGUAACAUUUCAUUAAGCUUUCAGCAUAGCAAAUACUCAACCCUGCAGUCAAGGUUGGUCUGAACUUUAAACUAAAACUAAAGAAAGAUUGAAAUGGGUUCAUGUAAGCUAUUCUCCUCAGUGACGAUACAGAGUUGUCACUUUACAUUCUUAAAUUUGUAUGUUGAAGGCUCAUUUAAAAUGAACCAGUGUCUGCUUCUUGGUAGACAGACCAGACAGUCUACACACUCACUGUUAUUAGCAUGAUGUUCUGCAAAUGAGGUCAGUUUUUGAAUGGUGCUGAGAAUCCAAAUUAAAAAUUUAUGAUGGAAGGAAGAAGCGACAAGGCAUUUGUAUGUUGACAUUCAGGUCAUUACAACUUCCCUAACAUACAGGCAAAUGGAGCAAGUGCAAGAGCUGAAGUUGGUGACCUACAGACCUCAACUCUUGGAGGUCCAGGGUCUCUGUCACAGACUUCCAAAGCACCUAUUCAAAACAAAUCAUGUAUGCCUGAUAAACAGGCACAAUGAUUCAGAAUUACACGACCUUUUAGCUAAUCAAUCCAUCUGCUUGUCAGAUACAAGCAAAAGACUUCUUUGUGUACUACAUAACUGUCUUUUUGGAAGACAAGUGAACCAUUGGUUCCGAGAAUAUGUAAUUACACAAGUAACAAACAAGGGGCCUACACACUGUGCAAGGGCCUGUGUUGGUAUGAAGAAACCUUGUGACUGAAUUCCUAGAAAGGAACAUUUCUGAUGGGUUACUCAGAUUGCCCUUCCUCGUGUUUUGGAAUUACGCAGCAUGGAAGAAUUUUAAAAAGCUGUGUGCCAUCACUGGAGUCCAAAGCUACUCACCAGCUCAAAAAGAACAAAAAUGGGCUCUUUAGUGUUACUGAACUUUCAGAAGGAUGAACUCCUUUGCUAUAGAACUCCAUCACUCUCUGUGUAACAGAAGACGGAAAAACAAACAACCACAGCUCAACAAUUUUUAAACAUCUAUCUCAGGCCACAAAAAGAGACAGAUAUCAGCCAUCAGCCAUCCUUGGUUUUGUGUUGCUUUUUUUUUUUUCCUUUGUCUUUCCUUUUUAUUAUACAGGGACAGUGAUUAUCUCCCGACAAACUAUAAGAUAGUGCAAUAACACCAAACUGAGUGCAAUUGCUGUGGGCAAAUGUGGACGCAUCCUUUCCUAACAAAGUCAGCCACAUUUUACUGUUGUUAUGCUACUAAAAAGCUCUGAAGAAGGAAAUAAAAUGAAAACCUCAAUAAAGCAUGGAUACAUACUACAUAAAAUGACAGUAAUAUAUACAGACAUGGCAUCAUACCACUUGUGCAUAAUAUGCUCAUCACAAAACCUUAAGCACUGACAGUCCUGAACUGAUGUAAUAAUUUUCCUAUAAUUACUGUUCAAAAAGCUCUUAUCUGUAUUUUAGAACAAUGGUGAACACUACAGAAAAUCAUUUCAGAGCUUCUAUUAGCACUCGCCAAAUAAAAUACAGCUGAUACUUCUGAGUACACAUUCCCCAGUGUUCCUUUUUAAACUUAACUCUACAGUUUUGUCUGGAAGACUUCUGGAAAACAAACCCUGGUAUUUAUACAGCUGUAGUUUGAAUAGGAGCUUAAAUGGGGUUCCUGCAUUUAUUGAUUGACUAAAAACCACUUAAUUUUCAGCCCGCCUGAAGAAACUUCAGUACUACAACCACAGCAGCUAUUCAACACCUUCAGAGAUCAUUGUGAGUCGUGCACAAGCAGAAUAAGUAAUGGCCCAUUAUAAACACUGGUUUUAAACAUCUUUAUUUAAGCAUAAGGCAAAAUAAAUACUUUUAGCUAACCAAAUUACCACAGCAUUUUUUGAAGCAUAGACAUUUAAGUGACAGGAGUGCCACCUGGUGGUUAAGCACAAAAACAAAUCGGGUUGCGCGUAUUGUCUUCAAAACUUCUGGCUGAAGGGUGUCAGCUUUCUGCCUUUUGUGUUAAAAAGUAAUUAGGAGGUUCAUUUCCAACAUUCACAGAAUGUUGUAAGUACAAAAAUAUUUAAAUCCGAGACAUCAAUGAGACUUGCUUGUCUCUUGUGCCUGGAGUGAAAUCAUGACAUAAAUGCUGCACAAAUACUUUUCCCAAAGUCACAGAUGUCACAACCUACUAAAACAUACAAAUUAUCACCAUUUUAAAUAAAUAUUUAAGUGCAGUGGCCUGUAAUUCAAGAAGUAAUCCUGGAACCACGGUACCCUGGAGCAUAUUCUUGCAACUUUCUUCUGCCCUAAAAACAUUUCUUUUUAUUUUUGAAUAAAGUGAACUGUGUGCAUCUCCUAUCUAGGAAACGACAGAACCCAACAAAACAAUACCUAAAAAUUCAGAAAAUGUGGUAUUACAAACAGAACAGACAACCACAGCCUAUUUUAUGUUUGCUGCAAGAGUCAAACCACAGUGUGAAUGAGAAAAUAUGGAUAAGUAAGAAUCUACUUUGAAUUCAAGUUCAUUCACACAUUACUAACUGUACAGGGGUAAAAUGUUGUUUCCUUCUGUUUAAUUUCACACAAUGCACACAAUUGUAAAUCAUUAUGUCAGAUAACCAUUUGAUACAGCUACCAAAGCUGUUUCCGCUGCAACUCACAUGUUGCACCCACCACAAGUAAUGAAUACAACUGCACUUUCCACUUUCCUUACACUCACAGGAGUAAAAAUGAUUUACCAGCAGCACUGGUUCCGGACCUCAUUAUUUUCCCCACACUCAGUAUACGCCAGGACCUUGAGGGCACAAAACCAAGGAGAUAGAUAGCAAGUUGCAUCAAAACUUCAAUUCUGUAUGACACCAUACAGAACCAUGGAGUCCUACUGAUUUCUAAAUUCAUCUCUCAACAUUUCAGCUCUCUGCCAUUUCAUGCUGGUAUACGCAAACACUAAAAAUACUGAACUUCUCUGCAUAGCCUAAGAAAUCGCUGCUAGGUAACUGUUCUAAUUUCAGUGUAAAACAACUCUGUACACAUCUUCUGCAUAUUGAUUUGAAGUCAAUUAGGAUCACAGUGCUGGUCUUCUAGAGUAUGUAUCCCAACUAAUACUAAUAAAAGGCUUAACCCUAUUGGAAAAAAAAAAAA